This is a messenger RNA of Corylus avellana, 633 nucleotides long. RefSeq names its product protein VACUOLELESS GAMETOPHYTES-like. NCBI's taxonomy places the organism in Eukaryota, Viridiplantae, Streptophyta, Magnoliopsida, Fagales, Betulaceae. The record is from RefSeq and is a predicted model, not a curated record.
AUGGGGUUUGGGCCAUGUUUCAAGUGCGACGAGUGCAAUUUCAAUCUUCACGAGGAGUGCGCAAUGCCUCAAUCCUCCGCUUUCCACCCCUUUUUCCGUAAGUGCAACUUCAGGUUCUAUGAAAACGCACCUGGAUUUAGUGCUAGAUACUGUGAUGCGUGUGGGAAAGAUGUGCUAGGGUUUGUGUACCAAUGCUUGCACGAGAAAGCACACGACCUUCACCCGUGUUGCAUGAAGCUUCAACGUACCUUAAUUGGUGAUGGGGUGACACUACACCUUAGGAAAAAGGUCUCAACCAAGUGCCUAAAAUGUGGAAGUAAGAAAGUCUCAAGGGGAUUCAGAGGCUGGUCCUAUGAAUCGGAUUGUGGCCAAUACUCCUACCACGUGACAUGUGUCAAGGACUUAGUCCUUGAAAAUUGGAGGAGGGGUUAUUUUGAUGGAAAUAACACAGCGUGGCAGAUUACGGUUCCAAACCAAGAUAUAGUACAGCAAACAGGAGAAAGCUCAAGCAGAAUGAAUGUUAGCAAGUAUUGGAAAAUGGCAAAAGUGGCUCUCAAGCUCAUUAUUUCAGCCAUCUUUGGGGAUCCAACUACCCUGAUUGCGACCCUUAUCCAAGCUUUGCUUUCAAACUGA